Messenger RNA from Eruca vesicaria subsp. sativa (arugula), 1448 nucleotides. NCBI's taxonomy places the organism in Eukaryota, Viridiplantae, Streptophyta, Magnoliopsida, Brassicales, Brassicaceae. The record is from the annotation of a GenBank genome assembly.
AUGGGAGAAGUUGCUGUCUUUGUUGAGACUAACUUGGGAACCCGAAUCGCCAUGACGGUUUCUCUCGAUAUCACAUCAGCAGAUUUCAAGAGAAAACUUGAGGAAACACAUGAAAGUUGCCUACCCAGCUUAGGGGAGAUACGCGUUCAUGGUCUAAUGGUUCAUCGAAAGGCUCAGUUUUAUUACCUUGCUCAAUCUGUGCCUAUAAAGUACAUCUUCCGGGAUAACCAAAAGCCCUGGUUUAUCCACGCAGAAGCUAGACUUGUUAACAGUUCACAAGAGCCAAGCAUAUCCAACCGCUUUGGUAAAUCUCAAAUUAGACAUUGCUCAGGUCCCGAAAAAUCCCCUGAAGUAGGCGUUGGGCUAAUCCAUGGUGUAAACAAGAAGAGAAAGAAGAGAGAGUUUGUUGUUUCUGAAACCAUAGUAAGAUCUUCAUUGUCAACAGCAAGAGCUGCUGAGUUGAACAACUUGGAAUGUUUCGUACCAAAAACGCCGGAGAGGGAUACUUCUGUGAGUAAAAGUGAAACGAUAAGCCAUAAGCUAAUUGUGGCUGCGAAAAACAUAAGAAUGCAUGGAAAGUCUAGUAUGUCUUGUUCACUAUCAUCAUCUAUUUUCAGAAGCAAGACUCGGAGAAAGAGAUGUAAAGAUGGUAAGAAACUCGCUUCUCUUGCAAAGUUUAUGGUCUUUGAGAUACCUGAUACCGAGGACUGAGUCACUAAAAGGGAGGGAGAGAUACUCGGGACAAAGAAGAUAUAGCUAGAUUUCUUCAGUUUGUCACCGGAACAUCAAAGGUAAACCAAAUAUCAGCAGCAGCUUCUAUCGAAUACACCUGAAAUAUUUCCUGUUGUUGAUAAUCUUCAUAUCUGGUAUCCCUGCUCUGCCUAUCUUCCUCUUUUGAAAAGAAUAGGGAAUUUUUCUUUCGUUUUAAGAGAGUGGUGUAUCUCUUUUUACAACUUCAAGAACUCCUGCUACUUGCCAGCCAAUGAAGGUUUCGGGUUUGCUUGAACAAAACUUCUUGAAACUACCUUCAAAACCAGUGAAAACCCAUCAAUCCUUCAUUCUUUUGCCCCCUAUGUAUAUGCAAAUCCUUGAAGAUUUGCAGGCAGGAAAGGAGUGCUGCCUUUCGGUAAAGACUGCAGAAUGAAUUGAAAACUGGAGAGACUACUUUUAUCUUUCCUGUUUUUCUCUUUGGAUUUGUAAAGCAAAAAAUCUUUAAAAGAGAACAUUUGAUUUUGCAAACUUCUCAAACAUUAUUUUGGUAGCUGCUAUCCAUAAUGCACAUUGUAUCAAAUAAAUUGGUUCCAUCUUUCAUCAAGACAAUGCUAUACAAGUGCAAGCAGAAAAAGCUAAGACAAAUGCUUUGACUGUCACGGUCCUUGGCAUCUUCCCUUUGUCUUUCCUCAACAACAUGCCCUCAUAUAAAGGCCAGUUUAUUACCACAAGUAGUC